AUGAGACUGUUGUUCAAAAAAACGUCGGAGUCAGUGGAUUCUCUGUCAUCGGAGUUGCAAAAGUUGUCGGUGGAGGAGUGGUGCCCCGGAGUGGUCUCUCGCGCCGACAUAAUAGCCCUCGUCGCUCGUGACGCCGUCUUCUUGUCGAAUGGCCCGUUAUUCGAGGUUCCCACUAGUCGACGUGAUGGCCGCGUCUCGAAAGCGGAGGACGCCGAAAACUUGCCCGACUCCGAAGACACUAUCAAGACCCUCAAAGCGAAAUUCGAUAAUAAAGGAUUGACUGAGAAGAACCUGGUCAAUGUCAAGAUCAUGUUGGACUGGAACGGCGAGUUUCAAUUCGACGCACACAUUUUCACGAACUUCAAAGUUGGUCGAACCGUUAUAUCAUUGGACGACGUCGUAUACCAAAACUAA
Molecule: messenger RNA, 414 nt
Organism: Arabidopsis lyrata subsp. lyrata
Lineage: Eukaryota; Viridiplantae; Streptophyta; Magnoliopsida; Brassicales; Brassicaceae
Product: peroxidase 13
Exons: 1
Coding region: 1-414 (137 amino acids)
Biological process (GO): response to oxidative stress
Cellular component (GO): plasmodesma; plant-type cell wall
Molecular function (GO): peroxidase activity; heme binding
Source: RefSeq, a predicted model, not a curated record